AUGGGUGUCUACGAUGCAAAUUUUACUUGUGUGCCGACGCCAAACAAUCCAAUAUGGAUCCCAGUUGUAGUUUUGCAAUUUGUGAUAGUCAUUCUUGGAUGUAUUUCUCAUUCAAUUUUCAUGUCUCUCGUCGUGUUCCCGCAGAAAUUCGGAUUGUAUUUGAGAACAUCAUUCUUCUUCAUCUCCGUCAUGAUGCUUAUAAUGCUUUUGACGUCUACUGGAGCUUUUUUGAUCACUUUGGCACACGGAAAAUAUAUUGAAGACUGUGAAAUCAGUGCGAUUGAACUACGAAAAUGGUUACUCUAUGUUCAUUCUUUUGGAGAAUAUUUCUUUGUAAUCUGCGAAUUGUUAGGAACAAUUGAACGCGUCUCCAGCACAUUCUAUCCAAACUUCAGAAAAUCGUCGGUGUUCUUGAACUUCUUCAGAGUCAGUAUUGUUCUUGGAGCUAUAACAACUAUCGGAUAUAUCUAUUUCAUUCGAAUCUCAUUCCAAAAACAUUUGUUUGCCAUUGGAUUCGGAAGUUUGACAUUGAUGGAAGUGGCGAAUGGAAUUAUAGUCCUCAUCUUAUGGUCUGCAGCAAAGAAAAAGUAUAAAACUGAUAAAGACGCUCCAUUGAAUAUAUCUCGAUCCUAUGCAUACUGUCGAUGUGCUGCAGCAAGUGUCCUAGCUCGAGUCCUUAUCAUUACCUAUGUUUAUCUGAAGAUCGCUGGAUUUUUCGAAGGAGAUGCAGACUCCGGUUUUUACUACUUGAUGAAUGUCUUAAUCAACCUCUACUGCUUAGUCUAUCCAUGGACAAUUAUGCUUUGUCACCGAAAAAUAAAGAGUCAGAUAGACCGUUUCGUCAACGAAAAAAUGUUCUCCCGUCACAAGAGAAUUCACCAGGAAGGCGAAAAAACACUGUAUACAAUUGAUGGAAAACAAAUGAAUGGAAUGACGACUGACGAUCAUUUCAAUCAACUCAACAACUUUUGGAAUAUAUCUGCACACCCGUCUCCUGCUAGAAUACAAACAGUUGAAGAUUGGCUGAAACGGAAGCAACAUGAAACGGGUCAACUGGGAUACCGUAAGGACCGCCGUGGCAUUUUUAUUAUCCUUGCAUCCCCCCAAUCCUUCUUCAAUCUACUCGGUCUCUGUAACAAUUACGGAUAUGUGAUUAUGCUCAGUGCGGCGGAGGAUAUUCUGAGUCAACAACACGGGAAAAACAAAACGACGACAGUAGACACGUGUAUGCCAGAAAUUAACACACGAGAAUGCAAACCACCAACUGCCGAAGUACUUCUCUCGGACAACUUACCUAGUUUGAUUGUCAAAUUAACAUUCCCAUUCUUCAUGGACAGAUUCCCAUUCGGACUCCGAGUGGCAGUUGUUUGUCUGCUACAAGCCACUUCAUACUUUGUUGUCGCAUUUUCUGUUUCGAUUCCGAUGUCACUGGCCGGUGUGGUCUUUGUCAGUUUGGGAGGUGGAUUGGGAGAAAUUACGUUUUUGGGAUUGUCAGCUCAUUAUCAGAGAAUCGCUAUCGCCGGAUGGUCAUCUGGAACGGGAAUGGCAGGACUGUUGGGGUCUUUCUCUUACGCAUUUCUAACGGAACCUCACAUGGCAAAUUUGACACCUAAAGUUGCACUUCUCAUACAACUGUUCAUUCCAGUGUUGUUUGCGAUCGCAUACUUCAUACUUCUGGAGAAACCCGAAUCUGUCUACUCUCCCACACUCAAUCCAAAAUCCUGGAUUGUUCCGAAAGGAUACGAUGACUUCGUUGUCAGCAAACAUAGAGUUCCUCAGCGACAACUCAACCCUUGGGAGAGAGUACAACUCAUUGUUCCUAUGCUCCACUUGAUGAUUCCUCUGGCAUUCGUCUACGUCGGUGAAUACAUGAUUAAUCAAGGAAUGACACAACAAAUCGUAUUUGACUGUUCUCAUGGAUUCAAUUUAUCGCUGCACAGUCAAUACCGAUGGUAUCAAGUCCUUUAUCAGCUCGGAGUUUUCGUUUCAAGAUCAUCAAUCAAGUUGGUUGAGCUACCAAUGUGGGCUCUUUAUUUAUUGCCCAUACUGCAGUUAUCUAACAUGUUAUUCUUCUUUUUUGAUGCAUUGUACUGGUUCGUCCCACAUAUCGGCAUAAUUUUCGCAUUGAUCGUUUUCGAAGGAUUGUUUGGAGGAUCUUCAUAUGUCAAUACUUUCCAUAAAAUUCAUAAUAAGGUUGAACCGGAUGUUCGAGAAUACUGUCUUUCUGCUGCCUCAAUGGGAGACAGUAUUGGUGUCAAUUUUGCUGCUGGAGUCUCUAUACCUCUCCAUUAUUGGAUGUGUAGACAGCCCUCACCGCGAUGA
Molecule: messenger RNA, 2322 nt
Organism: Caenorhabditis remanei
Lineage: Eukaryota; Metazoa; Nematoda; Chromadorea; Rhabditida; Rhabditidae
Exons: 18
Coding region: 1-2322 (773 amino acids)
Biological process (GO): lysosome organization; regulation of intracellular pH
Cellular component (GO): lysosome; membrane
Source: RefSeq, a predicted model, not a curated record